AUGCAGCACAGCCCGCACAGCUAUGCACGACAUGCCCAUCAAGAGCACGCACGCACGCACGCACGCACGCACGCACAAACCAUGGCAGAACGGCUGGCGCAGAGCCUCGAGUCCGCCCGCCGUGCAUGCAAGGCCCACCAAACCUGUCGCUCUGUCGGGGUACAAGCUCCGCGGCCCUGCGUCCUGCUUGGUCUGGCGAUGAGGCGGUUUCUCCCGUGCAAUCUUGCCUCUCACCGUCGUCGUCAUCCGCUCGGCCAUGACGGAGAACUCUCGGCAGCCCGGUCGCCGGAUGUUUAUGGCCAGAGCUCAAGGAAGCAUGGGCGCAUGCCGACCAGGAUUGCCGUCAUGGCCCACAGCGUCCCAUGA
Ustilaginoidea virens is the source of this 366-nucleotide messenger RNA. RefSeq lists its product as uncharacterized. The transcript has a single exon. NCBI's taxonomy places the organism in Eukaryota, Fungi, Ascomycota, Sordariomycetes, Hypocreales, Clavicipitaceae. The record is from RefSeq and is a predicted model, not a curated record. The coding region runs from base 1 to 366 and encodes 121 amino acids.